Molecule: messenger RNA, 1099 nt
Organism: Soboliphyme baturini
Lineage: Eukaryota; Metazoa; Nematoda; Enoplea; Dioctophymatida; Soboliphymatidae
Source: the annotation of a GenBank genome assembly
UUUCUAGUCGAUCAAGAAUGCACGCAAGAAGCAGGUAACGGCCAGGGAGUGUGUGGAACGCACUGACGGUGCUGCGGGCGACAAUGGCGGUGGUCAGAAGCUGAGUCGGCCGAAUCUGCUGUCGUUCGUCGGCAAGCGUUCGGUGCAGGCCCUCGUCACAUUGGACAACUUCCGCAAGCUUCCGGCAUCGUGCCAGCAACGGUUGUUGCAACUGCUUCCUGUAGCCGACCAAACAGCGUUCGGUUCUGGACACACCAGUUUCUUAAAAAACGAAUACCUUAGUCAUGCCUGUGUCGAGUUUCAAAGGCGACUUUCUAACGGCGAACUCAGCGCAGACGGACUUCCGAAAAAGACGAGAAGCAUUCGGCGCAGAAUUCGCAAGCUGACGAAGCCGGUGUCUGAGUCCUCCAAAUUCGCCAGUCCUAAAGGUUCCCAUGGUUAUAGGUCGAAAAUUGGUCAUAAAGUUGUGUCCAAGUAUUUGAACGUAAGUCGUCGCAGUGUGAAACAGAAGUCGAUCGCCAACAACACGCAGACGAAUCAUCUACGGGUAAACGGACGAAGCAAACGUAUCAAAAAGGUUUUGAACUUCACGUCGUUGAAACUGUCCGGAGACGACAAGCGAAAUGAGCGCGAAGCUUUGCCACCGAUGCAGACCGGUGUGUGGCCAAAGAACGAUUCUUCCGAAGAAGUAGAAGAGAUCGGUGAGCGUGCGCAGACCAGCAUUGAGCCCCUGCCGCGGUUGCUGAUCAAUCUAGCAACGAAAAAAUUGACGUUCAUCGUAAAGGGUAAAAAGACGAAGAUCCGCACAUGGGUGGACGCAAACGGUCAGUCACAGCCUAGCCGGUCGCUGCAGGACUCGGUCGGCGGCGUCCGCGGUGGCUCGUCGUCGACCGACCCUAUGGCAAACACUAUGACGACGUGCCGCAAGGACGUCGGUGUCGGUGUCGGCGUUGACGUCGGUAACCGCAACAUCACCCUGAGGAUUAACACUCCAUCGACGAUUUUCUGUCGAAGCGGUGCUUUUAUAAGGAUGUACUCUCUGACGGAGUCGUCGUCGGCUAAAAGCCAGUUUUCAUCGAACGCCGAAACGCCGCGCUGA